This is a messenger RNA of Cephus cinctus (wheat stem sawfly), 6037 nucleotides long. RefSeq names its product high mobility group protein DSP1. Gene Ontology annotation, molecular function: DNA binding, bending. The record is from RefSeq and is a predicted model, not a curated record. Lineage: Eukaryota; Metazoa; Arthropoda; Insecta; Hymenoptera; Cephidae. Gene Ontology annotation, biological process: regulation of transcription by RNA polymerase II.
CAGAAGCAACGUGCAUGAAGCCCCGCACGGAACGUACCGCCGUGUCGUAGGUUCGUUCGUGCUCGCCGGCCCUGACAGACAAGCCGGUGUCCUUUUGUAUACGGGCCGUAAAGAAAGCGACGGCAUCAUCGUGAGCCAACGGGCCGUUGUGCGUCGUCGUCGUCGUCGUCAUCGUCGUCCCUCUGUCGUUGUUACAAAUUCCCAAGCCGUGUCGUGUCGCCUUCUUCUCUUCAGUGUAUCGUCGAGAAAAGAUAUAUAUUACCAAACGGACUGAGCGUACUCGUGUCGCGUAUUGUGCUGUGAUUCAGUGACAGGCCGGACAGAACAGGAACGCCGUGAGAGAAACGGUUUGGAAAAUAUUCGAAGAGAGAAAGAGAGAGAGAGGAAGAGUGAGUGUGAUCCGAUAUUGAAGAAACGUUUAUUAUCCGCACACGCAGACACGCUCUCCUCGUGUGCGCGCUUCUGAGAGAGUGAGAAAGAAGGGCAGGGUUAGAAGAAAAGAGUAAGAGAGAGACUACACGUACUCUCUCCCUCUCUUCCCCCCUGUAUAUAAAAUACCUUACUCCGACCGUAGCCUUCCCUUCGGUGUCUCUAUCCGUUCGUAUCUUUUUUUUUCAAUUCUCUAUCUCACUUCUUGUAGCCCUUUCUCAACAUCGCGUCCCUGUGCGUGGUUGUCGUCCUCCUCCUCCUCCACGAGAAAGAGACGGGAGAUUACGUUUUCGGAGAAACGUGAGAAUCGACAGGAGGCCGCGAAAACAUUUCCGAAUAGAAGGACAAUGUUCGUGAGGUAGAAGAAGUAAUAGCAGAAGAAGCACGACGCACGCACGAGGUUGUAGCGCCUUGUCGGACAUACGAUUCUUCGAUUUUAAAGCCGGCGAACGAGAGAGAGAAUUUUCUCUCUAGGCACACAGACGCACACGCACACACUCUCUUACCCUCUGAGAGUUAUAUCGCGUCCUACCGCGUCACGCACACUCUCUACUCUGUGUGUGCAGUGUGUGGCUAUAGGCACACAUAUAUGCAUAUAUAUGUAUAUUAAAUAUAUACACGCGUUCCCGUGCUCGAGAAGCGGGUAGUUUUCUUCUUCAUCCUCGAGUGCUUGGUGUGUAAACGUGUGUGUAAAUAUACAUAUGUAACGUGGAUGGUGUUAUAUAUAUAUAUAUAUAUAUAUAUAUUACAUGUAAUUAAGUACGUUCGUGCCUGUUAAUGUGUAUCGGUGAGAAACGGUGCCCGCGGAUUUUCCAUCAAUCCACCAUUGAAAAAUUAGUGGUUUACCCCACAAUAAUAAUACGGGAUCCAGGGACAUCGUCGACGUCGUCCACGAGGGAGGCAAAAAAUUGGAGAAAUAAGAGAGGGCAAACCGGUGAUUGCUUGACCGAGGAUAAAUAACUCGAUAUAGAAAGUGUCAAGAGGCGAAAAUUAUAGAGACUACAAUAAAACUGUCGGCUAGUUUGUAUAAAGACGAGCCCGUGUAACAUAGAACGUACAGAGAAAGAAAGAUAAGUGUGAAGAAGGAUAAUAAGAGGCAAGUGUGAUCCUGACAGAAGGAACUCCAGAGGAUCCAGUGACAUGUCGGAACAUCAUCGCGUAGCCGGUGGCUGGGGUACCGCCAGUCCCGGUAACAGAGACGAGAAUUCCACCGGUCCCGUCUGGUGGCCGGGUGGAAUGUCCGAGCAACAACAGCAACAACAACAGCAACAAAAUCUUCAUCAGCACCUUCUGAAUCAACAGCAGCAGCAACAGCAACAGCAGCUAACCCAUCAGCAGCACCAGGAGAUCGUGCGGAGCACUGCUGCCGCCACGCAGCAACUAUUCUCCUACAAGAUGGCCUCCAGCUUCCAAAAUCCGUCGACCACGGGCACCCAGUCGAGCGUGUCCACGUCCUCGCCGGUUGGCUCGUGCAUGAGGGCGGCACCUGGUGGCGGAAAUGGCGGCGGAACAGGCGGCGGAGGAGGAGGCGGAGGCGGCGGAGGAGGCGGUGGCGGUGGUCCCACGGGAUACGAUUAUCGGCUACCUGGCAAUCCAGGUGGCGGCGGUGGCGGCGGCCCCGGGGCCCCUGGCGCCGGGCAAACAUCGGCACCACCACCUGGCGUCCAAUGGUGGUAUCCGGGCAGCGUAAUGGACGCCGCGCAGCAGCAGCAGAACAACCUUCAUCAGCAACAGAUGCAACAGCAACACCUAUCGCCCAUUACCACACAAGCGUCCACGCCCCCUAUUAUGUCCCCGCAUCAGAUACAGCAGCUACCACAGCAGAACAAUCUUCAGCAUAAUAACGCGGCAACUCUACAGCGAGACAAAAUGCCCAGAGGAAAGGCAACCGACACAAAACCGCGCGGCAGGAUGACUGCAUACGCCUUUUUCGUACAGACGUGCCGCCAGGAGCACAAGAAGAAACAUCCCGAAGAGAACAUCGUCUUCCAGGAGUUCUCCAAAAAAUGCGCCAUGAGGUGGAAGACAAUGUCCGACAAGGAGAAGAAGCGUUUCCAUGAAAUGGCUGAGAAGGACAAGAAGAGAUACGAUACUGAAAUGCAGAAUUAUACACCGCCCAAAGGAGAGAAGACAACGGGCAGAGGCAAAAAGCGCAAACACUUGAAAGAUCCCAAUGCGCCCAAAAGGUCACUGUCGGCAUUCUUCUGGUUCUGCAAUGACGAGCGUGGAAAGGUGAAGAGUUUAAAUCCAGAAUACGGCGUGGGUGACAUCGCCAAGGAACUUGGCAAAAAGUGGUCUGACGCAGAGCCCGAAACCAAAUCCAAGUACGAGGCUAUGGCAGAGAAAGACAAAGCACGAUACGAGAGGGAGAUGACAGCGUACAAGAAGAAGGCGAAGGACGACGGUCCAGGAGUCGGAGCACCACCGAAAAUUCUGAAGCACGAUAGCGAGGAGGACGUAGAGGAAGAGGAUGGCGAAGAGGACGACGAAUAGCCAACGACGAAUAGAUCAGCGAGUUCUACGCCGUGUCCUCAAGCGAUCCAGAAGCAUACCUCACCUACUGUACAUACCAUUGACCUUAGCGUGAGCGUACUUACACCACCAGCACACCACAACCACAACAACCACCAUAACAACCACUACCACCACCAAUAACACCAUUAGGAGAACAAAUAACUAAUCCUAAUCAACGAUCAUUGAACUCCUCCCCUUUCCCCCACCCCCCGUCUUUACUUCCCCUUCUUCGCAUUAACGAAGACGUUCCUAACCUAAUCUAUCCGUAAUACCGCCUCCCCCCCCAACCUCUUUUGCCAAUAAAACCAUGUGGAGUACGUAUGCUGCUGCUGCUGCUACACUACUAUGUCCGCGGCUCUGUCGUCAUUUCCUGAGCGUUUAACACGGAAUGAAGAUAUCCAGGAUCCUGUUAUUCCUUUCAUUGCUUCCUGAAUUACCCCGUUCAUUCUAUCGCUAUCACUGCACUACCUCUGUAUCCCCCCCUCCCCCCCAAAACCCAGAACCUGCGAUUCUACGAGUAACACGCGUUAUUUUAAUGGAGACAACAAAAUGGAUUGUGUGCGAGUGUAUAACGUGUGAGAAUGAGUUUAAUUGCGUGAAAGGAGAAUGUAUGAAAGUGACAUAGAGAGCACGUGGGAGAGUGUAAGUAAGGAAGGGAGAAGAUGGGAGAGAGCGCGCUAUAGAGAGAGAGAAAGCUGGUGAAAUAGAAAUGAAAGAGAGAGAGAGAGAGAGAGAGAGAGAGAGAGAGAGAGAGAGAGAGAGAGAGAGAGAGAGAGAAAGAGAGAGAAAGAUAUGAAGAGAGCAAGAGUGGGAGAAAAAGAGUUUUAACGGGAAUGAAAGAAACAGAGAGAAAGGUUGAGUAUUAAUGACUAUUUGCCUGAGAGCAGCCGUGUGAGUGGCAUUUGUAUUUUAACAUAUUGAUGAUUAAAUAGUAACAUAUGUAAAGUGGCAUAGGUUAGGGAAAGCGACUAUAGGUGCCCGGUCUACGUUUUAAUGUCCGGUCGAGAGCGCAGGGCCGCGCAAAUCGCUUGAAACAAAUGAAAACUAAGCAAAAACACCUCCAAUUUAUUAUCUCUCUCCGAUCCUUCUCUCAUGCUCUCCGAAGGACGCGACUCGAGACUAGCGACUUCGUCGCUUAGUCAACGCCGACAACCAAUUGUCCAUUAUAUUAAAUACGACUCGCGAUGGUCUUCGUUCACGCUAGGACCAUAUAGACAUUUAAAUAGAUACAUUACAUACAUUGCGUUUAGUACAUAAUACGACACAGUUAAUUAUUAUUUUUUAUUAGCAUUAGUAGUUUCUUCAUUUCAAUGUCUCUUUGUCCUCGUGUCGCGAUCACCCUGGAUAUUCCCCACGAGUUUAUCGGCACUCUGUCGUACUCUCAGUACUAGAACUUUUCACGCGUACCUGCAUAUAGACCUAAUAUUUGAUCACCAACGAUGGAUAUUCGUAUUAUCCUUUCAUUAUGACUGUAUUUACUUUACCUUUUGUUUAAUCAAUUAACGAAUGUACUUCUCUUAGGUAUUGUUGCGCUUUAUCGGUCUUCAAAGGUUGUAAUUUUACCCUGUUUAUUUCAAUUUUUCAAAUCUCGUACCACAAUCACAUUCUCGACACUGGGACAAAUUGACAAAAAAUUAAAGUAGUCCAAAAGGUUGUUACUUGGUAUCGCCGGAAAACCAAUGCACUCUCUAUUUUUCGUUUUGUUUUCCCCGUACGGUGGGUGAUGAGUUGGUAAAACGUGUUUUUUUUUUCAAAGAUUUAAUUAAAACUGUAAUUCUCAUGAAAGAUAAACGUGUCCUGAUGUAUUGUAUUAAUUUUCGUUAUUUUUGUUUUGAACUUUUUUUUUUUAUUAAACCUUGACUCACUGGUUCCAAGAGGCCGACGAGAUUCAAUCAACAACGGCAGAUUAAAUGGUACAAUUCUUCGGAUUCGCAAACCGUGUUUUGAUAUGUAUGUUUUAUUUAAUUUUGCCUCCGAUGCGAAUUCGAGUAACCAACACGCUGGGCUGUUUCACCGUGCGAAUUUUGUUUUGUCAUAGUGUACGCUAUAUACAUACUAUGUAUAUAUAUAUAUAUAUAUAUAUAUAUGCAUACGGACACAGAACAUAAAGACGCGCCGCGACUCUUCGAUACUUUCUCUGUAUUAGAAUGUUAAUCGCGCAACAUUUUUUUUCGCGUACACCAAAAAAUGCGUGUAAACAGAGAUGAAUAAAAGCGAGACACUUUUUUUUAAUUUUAAUUGUCGCCAUUAAGUUAAGAAUCUCCACAAACCUCACCCACCUACCUACCUUAUCGACCGUUACAUACUGGGACAAUAUACAGAGAGAAAGAAAAUGAGAAGCAACGACAAGCACAACAUCGUAACGAGACGAGAAAGAACAGUUGAAAUAUUUAUGCGACGAUGACUGGCCAUUUAUGCCAUUUAUGCCAUGCCAGGAUGCACAUUUUGAAAACACUACUACUUGAGCUUCAUUGACACAAAACAAAGCGAUCCGCUUCGGAGGGCGUUCCUUCGGAAGAGACAACACAUUAACUGUAAAAUAUAAAAUUGUAAUAUUUUAAUACUGAUUUGCCGGAUGUGCAUAAUUUUAGAGAAGAAAAAGAAAAGUGAAAAAGAUUCGACGAGGAAUGCGUUGUCAUGAGAUAGAAAAGAAAAGAUAUAACGUUGGCGAGGAGAGGCGCGAGCUAGUUAGAAAUACUAGGCGUUAGAGAGUAAGAGAGUGACGAGAGAGAAAGAGAGAGAGAGAAUGUGGGCGAUAGGAAGAACAAAAAAAUGGAAUGAGAGCGUAGAUAAGGCAAAGAGUAAUAAGGAUUGCGAGAGAGUGAGAGGGAGAGAGAUUGAGAGCGAGCGAACGUGUAUCCCCUUGAUAAUCUGGAGAUAAGAGGAGGAUAUAGGGAAAAAAUGAGAAAACUAAAAAAAAAGCAUGAAAACGUGUAUUGUAGCUCGGUUCUAGGCACUAUUAAUGGCGGUGUAAUAUCAAAUGAGAGGUUUCCGAUGGAGAAUUGUUUUGUGUGCGCGUGAGCGUCUUAUAAUUAUUAAUUGAAGACAAAGAAAAUGAGAAUGAAAUAAAAAAUAAAAAGUUAUAAGACAAAAA